AUGUUCACUCAGCAGAUUGGACGCAACGCCCGCCAUGUUGGCCAGGUAGCCCGGCGACUGGGCCGGACUGACCCGGUACGGGGUUACGCAACUCCAGGUGAGUCCACAUCAUCGGGCGGCGGCUUUCGACGGGCGACGUCCAUAGCGCUCGCGGGCCUGACGUUUAGCACGGUGGGUGCCGCGGGUACGUGGUACACGAUGCAGCAGAGCGGCAUGGGCUUCUACUCGGACGAGGACAGUUUGAAGCGGUUCGUCCCUAGCGACGACGAGGCGCGAAUGGUCGAGGAUACCAUCAACAACCACCCGCUGGUGGCUGAGCUGCGCGCGAACCCCAAGCUGACCGAAUCGCGACCGCAUAUGAAGAUGCCCGUGUCUUACCGCAGCCAUACCCUCACGGGCGGUGCGCUGGCAGGAGAGGGCAAGAUGGUGGUGCCGCCGUACGUGUGGCUCGAGGAUGGUGGCAAGUCCAUCGUGUGCAUCUCAUAUGUUGGCGAAGACCUGUGCGGUCAUCCGGGCAUCGUCCACGGAGGCUUCUUGGCGACGAUGCUGGACGAAGGCCUGGCGAGGUGCUGCUUCGGUGCGCUGCCACAUAAUAUUGCCGUGACGGCCAACCUCAACGUCGACUACCGAAAGCCAACGCCGGCGGGCAGUUUCUUGGUGCUCCGGGCCACGACGACAAAGGUUGAUGGCCGCAAGGCGUGGGUCAAGGGCCACAUGGAGCAGCUGGCGGACCCGGGGGAGACACCCGAGGUUCUGACCGAGGCUACGGGGCUGUUUAUCUCGCCCAAAUACGCGGCGGUAGGUGGCUUGGCUUGA
Ilyonectria robusta is the source of this 816-nucleotide messenger RNA. RefSeq names its product HotDog domain-containing protein. Bases 1 to 816 code for a protein of 271 amino acids. Lineage: Eukaryota; Fungi; Ascomycota; Sordariomycetes; Hypocreales; Nectriaceae. The record is from RefSeq and is a predicted model, not a curated record. The transcript is spliced from 2 exons.